AUGAACAUCGAGGUAUGGAGAGACCUUCUAAGUAAAUGUAACUUGCUACCAGAAUACGAAGACGUGUUAAGCGGUUUUGAUCGUGGAUUUGAUCAAGGCAUUCCUGCACAUAGGAUUGAAGGACUUGAUUGGUACACGCCGGAGAAUCAUCGGUCUUCAGAGCUGGCAAAAGAGAAGAUACAAGAAUCGAUGAAAAAAGAGCUGAAAGCAGGACGUAUGUUGGGUCCUUUCUCACAUGCACAAAUGAAGUCGGCUUUCGGUUUCUUCCGUUCAAAUCCUCUAGGAGCUGUGGUGAACGGUGACGGCGAAAUAAGGCCGAUAAACGACUUAUCUUACCCAAGGAAUGAUGAAUUUGUGAAAUCGGUAAACUCUUACGUCAAGAAGGAAGAAUUUGAGACGACCUGGGAUGAUUUCAAGAUAGUAUCAAAGUUUUUGUCGGACGACAAGCGUAGAUUUGAACUAGGACUAUUCGAUUGGGAGAAAGCUUACCGACAGAUACCUACAAGAAGAGAACAGUGGCGUUACCUGUUAGUGAAAGAUUUCGACGACAAUCUGCUGGUCGACACUAGGAUUACAUUUGGUGGAGUCGCAGGGUGUGGUUCCUUUGGAAGGCCUGCAGACGCUUGGAAGCUGAUAAUGAAGAACCAAUUUAAACUAGUUAACGUCUUCCGCUGGGUGGACGAUAACCUUUUUGUUCGGGAAGAAAAUGCAACGGUAUCGAUGAAGGAAGUGGUGGAUAAGUCAGAUGAAAUGGGCGUCAAGACAAACGUUAAGAAAUACUCAGAAUUCAGUUGCGAGCAAAAAUUUAUUGGCUUUGUGUGGAAUGGUUUGGAUAAAACCGUUAGACUACCAGAAGGAAAGAUAGAACAACGAUUAACUCAGAUACACCCAUUCAUGGUACCGGGAGCUUCUUUUGAUUAUGAACAGGCGGAAGUCCUCGUAGGAAGAUUGAAUCACGUCUCAUACAUCUUACCUCACCUACGUUGCAAUUUGUGUUCGAUUUAUCGAUGGCUUAAGUCCUGGUUCUUUCGCAAAGCCAAACGACCAACUCCUGAGGACGUCUUGGUCGACUUGGCCGUUUGGGUUGAGACUCUUACGAAUUUCGAACAUACUCGGCUAAUUCGCUGGGGCCCACCCUUAGAUGUAGGCUGGGUGGGAGACGCUUCUACUUCCUUUGGGAUAGGAAUCCUGGUAGGGAAGCAUUGGGCGCAAUUCAGACUAUUAGACCCUCAGGGAGAUCCUAGACGAAUUUCCUUCUUGGAAACGGUUGCUAUUCGCCUUGGCCUCAUUAUGCUACUGAAGCUACGCAAUCAAAAAGGGAAAUCUCUUAUCGUCUGGACUGAUAACACGACAACUGAGAACGGCAUCAACAACAAGAAGACUAAGGACAAAGACGCUAACAAUGAAUGGAUGAAAAUACAGCGCAUCCUGGUCGAAGAGUCUGUUGACUUGGUGGCACGGAGGGUCAAAUCUAAAGACAAUAAAGCGGAUGCGUUGUCUAGGGGAUUGAGAUCAGGGCAGCUUGUAAAGCACCAAGUGGUGAUCAAGCUACCAGAAGACCUUGGGGGCCUACUUGAGCAAGUUGUGUUUAAAAUUUGA
This is a messenger RNA of Puccinia graminis f. sp. tritici CRL 75-36-700-3, 1599 nucleotides long. RefSeq lists its product as uncharacterized. The record is from RefSeq and is a predicted model, not a curated record. The transcript has a single exon. The coding region runs from base 1 to 1599 and encodes 532 amino acids. NCBI's taxonomy places the organism in Eukaryota, Fungi, Basidiomycota, Pucciniomycetes, Pucciniales, Pucciniaceae.